Gloeophyllum trabeum ATCC 11539 is the source of this 2564-nucleotide messenger RNA. RefSeq lists its product as uncharacterized. The transcript is spliced from 4 exons. The record is from RefSeq and is a predicted model, not a curated record. Lineage: Eukaryota; Fungi; Basidiomycota; Agaricomycetes; Gloeophyllales; Gloeophyllaceae. The coding region runs from base 186 to 2015 and encodes 609 amino acids.
GGUGUUUCCAAAUCGGGACGCACUUCUCUGCCCUCAUCGCACGAGACGACCCAGACGACCUCGUCCUCGCACUCUCGGCCGGUCGCCGCUGUUCUGCACGACGAGGAGUGCAUCGUCCGCCUGUCAGUCGGUCAUAUCAUACUGGAAAUCCUCAUUCACGACUUCACGCCCUCACGACCCUUAUCAUGUCCACUACCGCUAACACCACCGAGUCCUGCACUCUCACGUCCUUCCUCCCCACCUCGUCGUAUACCCUUGCAUACGCUUUACCUCUUUUGUUUAUCUCCUUUCUGCUUACCUAUGCCGGCGCCUUUCUGACUUUGGAUCGGACGAGAACAUUCGCUCCCAGUGGAGACACGCUUGACUUGAAUGUGCCUUCUUCGUACAUCCCCACCAAGAAGAGGAGAUUCGUCUGGUUACUGGAAGGAGGCCUGGGUGGAUUGGCUUCAGGCUACGCUUUUGGAGUACACUGCUCGACAUUCCUCUCCCUGCUGAUUCCGAACACAUCCUCCUCAGUUCCCUUAAAUUCUAAGUCGUUCCUUGCCGUAUGGGUGCUUUCAGCGGUUGUCACGACCAUACUUGCUGGCCGCUGGAAGUACACCGCCCUUCUUUUUGCAGGCAUCUCAGGCGGCACGACUCUGGCUCUCUCCUUCUCAGUGAUCGUCCACCCAUCUCUUCUAACGCGCAUCGUCCUUCCGUCCGUGUCCAUUCCUAUCUUGACCAUCCUCGUACUGCUCCCCUUUCCCCGAGUUCGGCAUGCCUCUCUUCGUAUCGCGUGUUCAUCGACCGGCGCGUUCGGCUUGGUUGUAGCUAUAGCCAUACUAAAUGGUGUGGAGCCCUGGGCGGAUGUCUGGCAACGACUGUGGGUAAGCGAUGGCCCCGGCUGGGGCGUUAGUAAAGAGCGAGGGUUGAGUGCUGGUUACUGUCUGUUCCUGGCGACUGGUAUUGUCGUGGACUGGUUCUUGAAGCGUCGCUUCGGCGAGAAUCCUGAUCAGAAAUGGGAUAGCUACCUGGCGAACUACACCAAGUACCUCCCGAACGCUGCAGAUCGGGCGGGCCAGUUUCAGCCACUACGAUCAGCGUGGUCGAGGUGGUUCCCCUCACCAGCCGAGGACAAAGACCCGCUAUUCCCUCCAGGCGCAUUCUCUUCAGAUCACGUCUCCUUCGCUGAUGACGGCGUGAAGAAGGAUAUCCUCCUUCCUCCUUAUUCUCCUGGUCCAAUGGCUGGGAAGUUGCAGAAGAACCGGUCUGUGAGCAUUAUGGACCCCAAAGGGCAGGAUGAAAUCUUCGAGUAUGAACGUCGUCCGGCGUUUCUCAGGAAAGCGAGCUCUAAGAGGCUCGGCACUGACGGGAAACGCACCCGGGAGGCGAUCAAAUUCCGACCGCUCGCAGUGGAUGAGCUCUCCAGCGAUUCGGAGGACGACUCAUAUGACCUGAAGAAGAAGCCUCUUGAACCGCCUCGUCCAACGGGGUUUGUGCUGAAAAAGACUGCGAGCGUGGGCUCCGGAACUACUGCUGUCGAGGAGCUCGACAUGGAGAAGGAGAAGAAGAGGAUCGGCAAGUCGUUGACUGUUCGCAACGAUAUACCCGAGUACUCGGACUAUGAGGAAGACGUGACCGUCAGUGCGGCAAAGGAACGAUUGCAGAGGGAGGAAGAAAGGCAUAGCCCUGGCUGGAGUCCCGAAUUCAUCAGGCGCGCCUCACUUAACAGCUCGAGUUCUCGAAGUAAAGGUAGUGUAUCGAGCUCGCAGGCUACGGCCGUUGGCCGGAAUGAAUUGGUCCCUCCUCCGGGUGCCGUGCCUAUGACCCCCUCACUCAUCAAGGCCGUCGACAGAAUUGCCGCUGCUCAACAGGCCGUGUAUGGGGCUGGCGGCUCCGCUUCCCUGACAUCAACACACGUCUUGCCUGGGGAUGGCGCGGACGAAGUUCUGCCGAGUUCACCGGCAGACAAGGGUGUAAGAUGGGACGCGUUUUGGAGAGACGUCAAGGCAAAGGCAGCGCAGGAGACGAGGUGAUAUACUUACUGGACUCGGGAGAGAUUAUUUAUCGGUUCGGCGGACUUACGCGACGUUUGUUACGAGUUCAUGACCUUAACGACUUAUUCUUAUUGUUGACUUUUGCUUUUGCUUGACUUAUUGCAUUAAGAUCGUUUGUAGAUGCUUCAGUUCAGCGCUAUUUAAUACUGUAUGAUAUUCGUCAACCUUCGAGGCAGUAAGAAGACCAAUAAAUUAGCGAAAGCGCAGCAAUACACGAGAGUAAGGGUACAGGAUGUGAAGAUGAGACAGCAGGACUAACUGGCGUCGUAUUGGGGAACUAUGUCUUCCGUCGUUUCCUGCUCCCACCGCCCUCCUCCCUUUCCGUUUCCCGUUUACUCUUGAUGCCCGCUACUCGCAUGAUUUCCUUCCUCUUUUCCUUAUCCUUCUCGAGCUUCUUACUCUCCUCCUUCUCUAUCUUCUUCAUCCGCUCAGCCUUCCUCUCCUGCUGCUUCUCGCGACGUCGAGCAACUUGGUCCUUUCUCAAUGCACGGAUCUGCUGCAGGAGAGCGAUGGCUUUCUUCUCCUCAG